AUGGCAUACCUUAGAAGAAGGUUGAAAACUGUCAUCCUUACAUUAAUCUGUUUUGGUGAAACUGUGACAUUUUAUUUGAAUUUGUUUCAGAAUCGAAGCAAACGGCUGGAGAAAGUUCAUGUGGUUAUCGGACCUAAGUCAUGUGACCUAGACUCUCUCAUUUCUGCCUUCACGUAUGCUUACUUUCUAGACAAGGUCAGUCCUCCGGGGGUUCUCUGUUUACCAGUGCUGAACAUACCAAGAACUGAAUUCAACUACUUCACCGAGACAAGGUUUAUUUUAGAAGAGCUGAAUAUCCCCGAAUCAUUCCACAUAUUCCGAGAUGAAAUUAAUCUGCAGCAGCUCAAUGAUGAAGAGAAGCUGUCUAUAACACUUGUGGGCAGCAGCGUGCUGGCAAGUGAUGACAAAACUUUGGAAUCAGCAGUUGUCAAAGUCAUUAAUCCUCUUGAGCAGAGUGACGCCAGGUUUGAGUUCCGAGAGUCUUCCUCUUCCCUCGUGCUGAAAGAGAUUCUCCAGGAGGCUCCUGAGCUCAUCACCGAGCAGCUGGCUCAGCUCCUCAGAGGUAGCAUUCUUUUCAAGUGGAUGGCCAUGGACUCAGAGAAGAUCUCAGAGAAGCAGGAGGAAAUUCUCACUAUCCUGGAAGAAAAAUUUCCUAACUUGCCUCCAAGAGAGGAUAUCAUCAACAUCCUGCAGGAGACCCAGUUCAGUGCUCAGGGUUUAAGUAUUGAACAGACAAUGUUGAAAGAUAUAAAGGAACUGUCAGAUGGAGAAAUAAAAGUGGCCAUUAGCACUGUGAACAUGAACCUUGAGAAUUGUCUGUUUCACAGCAACAUCACCAGUGAUUUAAAAGCAUUUGCAGACAAGUUUGGUUUUGACGUCCUCAUCCUGUUCGCCAGCAGCCUAUCAGAGGAGCAGCAGCCAAAACGACAGAUUGCUGUGUACUCUGAGAACUUAGAGCUCUGCAGUCAGAUUUGCUGUGAGCUGGAAGAGUGUCAGGACCCUUGCCUGGAACUGGAGCCCUAUGACUGUGGCUGUGAUGAGAUCCUGGUGUACCAGCAGGAGGACCCUUCAGUGACUUGUGAUCAGGUGGUUCUCCUUGUCAAAGAAGUCCUCAACAGGAGGUGUUCGGAGAUGGCCUCCAACAGCCGGACGUCCUCAACAGAAGCCGUGGCAGGCAGUGCUCCUCUCUCCCAGGGAUCUUCUGGGAUUAUGGAGCUGUAUGGUUCUGACAUAGAGCCUCAGCCCAGCUCUGUGAAUUUCAUUGAAAACCCUCCAGAUCUCAGUGAUUCUAACCAGGCUCAGGUGGACGCCAACAUAGACCUCGUGAGCCCAGACAGCGGGUUGGCCACCAUUAGGAGCAGCCGUUCAUCUAAGGAGAGCUCAGUUUUCCUCAGUGAUGACAGCCCAGUCGGAGAAGGAGCUGGGCCUCACCAUAGCCUCCUUCCAGGGCUUGACUCCUAUAGCCCCAUCCCUGAAGGGGCAGUAGCAGAGGAGAAUGGUCGGUCUGGAGAACCCAGUGAACACUUUGACCUCUUCAACUUUGACCCAGCUCCUAUGGCUUCUGGGCAGUCUCAACCAUCUUCCCAUUCUGCAGACUACUCCCCAGCAGAUGACUUCUUCCCCAGCAGUGAUUCAUCAGAAGGACAGCUCCCUGCUGGACCUGAAGUGCUUGAUGGGAUGGGGAUCGACAUGUGUAAUCAUUCAUCCAGUUCGCGUUUGUCGGGGCCUGGCAAAGAUAACCUUGUGGAAUUUGAUGAGGAGUUUGCUCAGAGACAAGAAAGUCCUGGAGAUAACUCUGAAAGUAAUUUGAGCUUGACAGGUUUUGUGGGAGAUAAUUCUCCUUCACCAGAAAGGCUAAAAAAUAUUGGAAAGAGAAUCCCACCAACACCUAUGAAUAGCUUUGUAGAAAGUUCACCAUCUACUGAAGAACCAGACUCACUCUAUCCAGAAGAUAUGGCUCAAAAAGCAAUCAACAUGGGUCACACGGGGCCACCUCAGACCCGUGCACGGUGCAGCAGCUGGUGGGGUGGUUUGGAAAUUGACUCCAAAGAUAUUGCAGAUGCUUGGAGUUCCAGUGGACAGGAGUCCAUCUUCCAAAGCCCCGAAUCUUGGAAAGAUCCUAAGUCAAGCUCAGCUGAUAGAAGAGCCUCAGAUUCUAUAUUUCAACCAAAGAGUCUUGAAUUCCCAAAGUCAGAUCCCUGGGAGCCUGCAUUCGGUCAGCCUAAGCUAGGUAGCAAUGAUGAUCGAGACCCAAAUGAGGAAAGCUUGCAGUUUCAGAACCUGCCCACAGAGAAAUCGCAUUUGCCAGAUGCUUCUCCUCGGGGAACAAACCACCUGAUAGAAGACUUUGCUGCUCUGUGGCAUUCGGGUCACUCUCCCACAGCGAUGCCUGAGCCAUGGGGAAAUCCUACGGAUGAUGGUGAACCAGCAGCUACAGCAGCAUUCUCAGGCUGGAGUGCCUUUGGUAAAGAAGAUAAUGAUGACGCUUUAAAAAAUACCUGGAAUCUGCACCCAACCAGUGGUGAGAAACCUUCUGUGAGGGACCCCAAUGAGUGGGCCAUGGCAAAAAGUGGGUUUUCUUUUUCUUCAGAAGAACUCCUGGACAAUUCACCCGGUGAAACAAAUAAUGAAGCAGCUCCGGAAAUGUGGGGCAAGAAGAGCAGCAACUCUAGGGAUAAGGUCCUAGCAUCUGGAAAUCCCAGUUCUGAUCUGGGUCACACAUGGAAUAAUUCUAAGCCACCAGAGGCUGAUCCCAAUGGUUUCGUAGAUCCUAAAACUAGGGAGAAGGUGUAUGAAAAAGUCGACUCCUGGAAUCUUUUUGAAGAGAGUAUUAAAAAAAGAGCAUCUGAUGUCCUAGCUCCUUGGGAAGAUUCCUUCUUAUCCUAUAAAUGUCCUGAUUACAGUGCAUCCAACAUGGGAGAAGAUUCGGUCCCUUCCCCCUUGGACACCAACUACUCCACCUCUGACUCUUACACUUCACCAACAUUUGCUGGCGAUGAGAAAGAAACUGAAAGCAGGCCAGUGGCUAACGAAGAAGGUUUUGAGUCGAAAGAUGCUCACUCUACUGCUCAGGAAGCUGAAACUCCUCCUCAGUCACCCGGGCAGCCGCCUAGAGAUCGGAUCAGUUCAGGGCCGGGGAACCUGGACAUGUGGGCUUCGCCUCAUGCAGACAAUGGUUCAGAAGUAAAUGCUGCUCAUGACCCAGAUAAAAAUGUACUCAAGACAGAGCACGCAGAUGGUAAGAGCGUCUCUGCAGAGGACGACGUGGGGGAGAGCAGCCAGUCCAGUUACGACGACCCCAGCAUGAUGCAGCUUUACAACGAGACAAACCGGCAGCUGACACUUCUGCACAGCAGCACCAACUCACGGCAGGCGGCCCCCGACACGCUGGAUUUGUGGAACAGAGUGAUCCUGGAGGACACGCAGUCCACGGCCACCAUCUCAGAUAUGGACAAUGAUCUGGACUGGGAUGACUGUAGCGGCGGUGUGGCGAUCACCAGCGAUGGCCAAGAAGAAGGCUAUGUGGCUGAUGGCUCAGAACCGGAAACCCGAUUUUCAGUGAGACAGCUGGAACCCUGGGGCACGGAGUAUCAGGAAGCUAACCAGGCAGACUGGGAAGUCCCUGCCUCUGCUGAGCACACCAGGGACGCCACUCCCAACCAAUACCAGGAGCCGAAUGAGAAAAGUGGACAGCUAGUCACCAACAGCAUUUGGGAUUCCGUCAUGAGAGAUGAAGACAUGUCCUCACUCAUAUUACCCGGUUCAUCAGACUUUAUAGAUUCAGAACAAAGCAAAUUACCUCCCGAAAUGACCAGCCUUGCCGCAAAUGCUAAGGGUACUUGCACCCCAGAUGUGCCGGAAGCCUCUGGAACCAGUGAGUCAGGAGCACUUACCCCUCUUCUUGACCGCCAGGAAACACCGAGGGAGACCCUGCAAAGUGAUAUGGUGCCCUUGGCGACCACGCUUGAGAAUCCAGGGCAUUUUGCAUGGAAAGGUCAUAGCUAUGGACAAAGUGAGAAGGAGGCCAGCAGAGCCACUGCCAGGGGGAGCCCCGAGGAGGAGGAAGUCUUAGGCCUUGGGGUGGGUAGCAUCUUGAGGAUUUCUGAAAAAGGGCAAACUGACCAGGAACUCUCUUCUCCAGUGGCAUCUGAACAUCAAGAAAUCUGUGGCGAAUCAGGCAAAAUCAGCCCUCUUUCAGUCACUCUCAGUCCUCGAACUGAGGAACCAGAGAAGGUCUUACAGUAUGAGAAGGAGCCUUCUAAUCGAGACCACUGUGAUGUGCAAACAGAAGUAUCCACAGGCAACCUGCAGGCACAAGAUACCUAUGAAAAGUACCACAUGAGUCAUAGAAAUUCAGGAGCAGCCACUGAUAGUUCUAGUAAGAUAAAUCUAACAAAAAAUGUUUCCUUCCCUGAAAUAGAUCUUGAGAAAACCAAAGAAUGUAACAUUCUGGAGCUAGAGAGAGUGAACGCAGAACGCCCUCAUGAAUUUCCCCAAAGCCUUGCCAUUCAGGAUGGCCCUCUAGACAGUAAUGUGCAGGUCAGUUGCACAAGUUCUGAGAUAACUGACAAUCUUGAAGUUAAGGAGACCGAGAACAGUCUUCCAGGAGUGAGUUCACCUGGAAAUGAUGGCAAAGGUAGUGUGUCGUCUACUGAGUAUUCUCAUUCAAGUGCCUCAAGUCCUGACCUCAACGAUUCUUCAGCUGCAUUGCCUUCCUGGGGCGAACAACCCCGUACGGAGCAUGAGAAAGAGAACGGAGAUAACUGGAGUGAGCAAAAUUGCCAAGAAGCUGAACUAAUUACCAGCACUGAUGGCCAAGUAGAAGUAAUUACUGAAAGGAAGGAUUUAGAGAAAAACAAAGUGGAUGAGUUUGAAAAGAGUUUCGAUCACAAAGUUCCUAAAUUUUUAGAGAUUUGGAAUGACUCCCUUGAUGGUGACUCCUUAUCCUCUUUAUCCAGCCCUGAAACAGGUAAAUAUUCUGAAUAUUUAGGUGCACAUCAGGAAAGAAAUCUAAUGGCUAGCCACCAGGAGGAAAAUGAACGUGACAUUCCUGCAACCGUGCAGCCAGAAGACGCCAAGGUCAUUUCAAACAGCUCUGCUUCUGAUGACGGUGGUGAAGAGUCAGUGGAGGAAGAGGCCCCUUUGGCCACUUGCCACGUUGCUCAGAGCGAACCCAGAGUUUGGGAUUCAUCAAAUGAAUCGAACAGUAAGUUCUUGGCCACAGCUGAUCCCACGUCUGAGGAAUUUUCUGACCAGCCCGGCAGCUCAGAACCAACAGAGAAUGAGAUUAAGUCAAACCCAGGCAGCGAUGACCCACAAAGCAGCCCUGAUCCCUGGAAUUUUUCGCCACUGAUGGAGACUAAGAUACAGGUUACAGCAGUGGAGGAGACACACUCUACUCCAGAAACAAGGGAGACAGGAGAUGUUAUAUGGCAAGUGUCUCCCAAUACUGGACCAGAGAAUGAAGGUAAUUCUAAACUAGAAACGCUGGACUUUUCAGCUGAGAGCAGCGAGUGGUGGGAUGCCUCGUCACGGGAGCACAGACCACCGGAGAGUGUAUCUGAAGGCAAGCUGUCUGACUCCAGUGGCGUGUUAGAGAUGAAUUCUUCAGGGCACCAGAAUGUAGGUCCCUGGGGAGUGCCCCUUCAGGGUGAUACCCAGUCCACGGAUACACACUGUACUAAUCCUUUCAGUGACGGACAUCAGUCACCCUUUCUGGAUAGGGAUGGGGAGAGCUCCCGUGACAAGCUUUGGAACAUUCAACCAAGGCAGCCAGACCCAGAUGCUGAUCAGUUCAGCCAGCUUGUGAUACUGGAUCAAAUUCAAAGAAAUGACUCUAGACAACAAACCCUCAUGCCUUCAGCUGGUGAUGAACUCACUUCUGAAACGCCUACCCAAGAGCAGCAUCAGGGUCCCACGCUGUCAGUCUGGGAUGAACCAGACCCAGUAUUUACUCACACCAGUGAAAAUGGCUGUGUUUUAUCUAUUGUUCCAACUACUGAAACCAAUUGGCGGGAGCAAGAACAAUCAUGCCUCGGUGAAGUGACAAAUUUGAGCGUUGCCACCGAAAAUUUCCCUGCUGUCAGUUCUCCCACCCAAUUGAUAAGGAAUUCAGACUCUGACUGGGAUGGCUCUAGCCCCAGUAAGGGCCCCCAAGCUACCUUUGUGCCAGAUAUUUUGCAUGACAACUUUCAAGAGAGUGGGCAGUUGGCCUCAGCCUCACCUGACUUGUGGACGGAUGCGAGACAGCCCUUCAGUUUGAAAGCAGAUGGUGGGAACCCUGAUCUACUGACGCACUGUGAGCGUGACGACAACUCUCAGGCUUCCCGCAGCCCUGAUGUAUGUCACGACUCUGAGGCGAAGCAGGAGUACGAGCAGCACAUCAGUGCCUUCACGGGACCUGAAGAGGGGCCCCGAGAGCUUUAUCUCACUGAGCCAGAGAACGAAGAGGAGCCAAGUCAGGAGCCCGGGCAGGAAUUUGUCCCCUACAGUCCCAAACUCUAUUCUGAAAAUGCGAUUCCAUUGCCUCCAAUUGGCGAUCAAGCAAACAUAAAUUGCUUCUCCCAGCGUGCUGCCGAGAAAGGUUCUCCUGACGCUUCUGAAAUAAAUGGUGACAAGAAUCCAGGUUUAAAAGCAUCAGAGAUAGGAACCAGUCCAGAUCUAGCACCGAUUUUGGAACCUGUUGACAGAACAAGCCCAAGGAUGGAAAAUAUGGGAACCAGCAUUUUUGUUACUCAGCAAGAGACACCUGUGGAAGGAAGUGCUUCUUGGCUAUCAGAGGGCUUGUCUCCGGAGAGUCAGACAGGUGCAGAAGCCUUGUCUGGUGGUGAACCACCUUUUGCUUCUGAGAAUCCUGCCAUGGUUACUGAUGCUUUGUUAGCCUCAGACACGUGUCUGGAUGUAAGCGAAGCUGCCUUUGAUCACAGUUUCAGCGAUGCCUCUGGUCUCAACACGUCCACCGGGACAAUAGAUGACAUGAGUAAACUGACAUUGUCAGAAGGCCACCCCGAAACCCCAGUCGAUGGGGACCUUGGGAAGCAAGAUAUCUGCUCUUCAGAAGCCUCAUGGGGUGAUUUUGAAUGUGAAGUAAUGGGCCAGAACAUUGAUGAAGAUUUCAUGAAGGAGCCUGAACACUUCCUCUAUGGUGGGGACCCUCCUUUGGAGGAAGAUGCUCUGAAGCGGUCGCUGACACCGUACACACCUCCCUUUGAUCUGUCCUAUCUCACAGAACCUACCCAUGGUACUGAAACAGCAGAGGAAGCUGGGUCACCAGAGGAUGAGUCUCCGGGGAGCAAAGCAGCAGAGAUAGUCCUUUCUGCUCUUCCUGAUCAAAACAAUGAGGGAAACAAUGCUGAGACCCCAAACGGACAGCCUGGACCCCAGCUGGUUGUGCUGCACAUUGAGGAAGACCCUGAGUCGGUUUCUUUGCCUGUAGAAACAGGAUCCACUGUUUUGUCUCCAUCAAACUUUGACUGGGAAGUAGAAACCAAUAAUUCUGAUUCACCAGCAGGUGGAGACAUAGGACCACCAAAUGGUGCCAGCAAGGAAAUAUCAGAGUUGGAAGAAGAAAAGAUAAUUCUUACCCAAGAGCCUGAACAGAUAAAAUUCAAACACGAGGAGGAAAGAUGCACAGAGAAGAAUAGAGAUAAUCACGUCCUGCACAUGGAUUACAUUCUUGUAAACCAUGAAGAAAAUUUACCCUUGAAGCCAGAGGCCUGUGAAGCAAGACCAAGCACCUCUGAAUUAGAAGAGUCGUAUACAGGUUCCGAGGAAAUGAGGCUGCCUAAAACUCAAUUAGCAAGCUUCCCAGACACGUGUCAGCUUGCUUCCUUAAAUGAAAGAAAAGAUCAUUCUGCAGAGAGAAUAUUUUCCAAACAUGAUGAGAGAUUAUCAUUUGAGAGCCCUGUGCAAGAUCAGAGUUGGAUGGUCGUGGGCCAUGGUGAGGCUGGCAAUCUUUCGUCAGAAGAAGCCAGGGAUGCAGGGACUGCAUGGCCUGGCAAGACUGUGGAGCCAUUCCCCGAUCUCGGCAUGAACAGGACCCCCCAGAUGCAAGUUUUGGGAGAAAUAAAGCCUCCGGAAUCUUCAGCACUAGAGGAAGCUUCUGGUCUGAUCAGCCAAUCACGGAAGAACAAGAGCCGCAGCAGGGCCAGCCCGGAUGCUGUUAUACUGCAGCCUGUCACCCAUGACAAUGAAUGGGAAAUGCUUUCACCACAGCCUUCUCAGAAAAACAUGCUCCCUGACACGGAAAUGGAGGAGGAGACUGAGUUCCUUGAGCCCAGAACCAGGAAACCAAGAUCAAAUGGACUAUCAUCAGAGGAUGUAGGAAUGGACAUCGCCUUUGAGGAGGGAAUGCUGAGUCCUGGUGCUGCAGACAUGAGGCCUGAACCUCCUAAUUCUCUGGAUCUUAAUGGCAGUCAUCCUCGGCGAAUCAAGCUCACAGCCCCAAAUAUCAAUCUUUCUCUGGACCAGAGUGAAGGAUCUAUCCUCUCUGAUGAUAACCUGGACAGUCCCGAUGAAAUUGACAUCAACGUGGAUGAGCUGGACACCCCUGAUGAAGCAGAUUCUUUUGACUACACUGGCCAUGAAGAUCCCACCGCCAACAAAGAUUCUGGCCAGGAGUCAGAGUCUAUUCCAGAAUAUACGGCCGAAGAGGAGCGAGAGGACAACCGGCUGUGGAGGACAGUGGUGAUUGGCGAGCAGGAGCAGCGGAUUGACAUGAAGGUCAUCGAGCCCUACAGGAGAGUCAUUUCUCAUGGAGGAGAUUCAGGAUACUAUGGGGACGGCCUAAAUGCCAUCAUUGUGUUUGCUGCCUGUUUUCUGCCAGACAGCAGUCGGGCGGAUUACCACUAUGUCAUGGAAAAUCUUUUCCUAUAUGUAAUCAGCACUUUAGAGUUGAUGGUAGCUGAAGACUACAUGAUUGUGUACUUGAAUGGUGCAACCCCAAGACGGAAGAUGCCAGGGCUGGGCUGGAUGAAGAAAUGUUACCAGAUGAUUGAUAGACGGUUACGGAAGAAUUUGAAGUCAUUCAUCAUAGUUCACCCAUCUUGGUUCAUCAGAACAAUCCUUGCAGUGACACGACCCUUUAUAAGUUCAAAAUUCAGCAGUAAAAUUAAAUAUGUCAGUAGCUUGUCAGAACUCAGUGGGCUGAUCCCGAUGGAUUGCAUCCACAUUCCAGAGAGCAUCAUCAAACUGGAUGAAGAACUGAGAGAAGCCUCAGAAUCAGCUAAAACUAGCUGCCUUUACAAUGAUCCCGAAAUGUCUUCUAUGGAGAAGGAGUAA
Otolemur garnettii (small-eared galago) is the source of this 9279-nucleotide messenger RNA. RefSeq names its product prune homolog 2 (gene PRUNE2). NCBI's taxonomy places the organism in Eukaryota, Metazoa, Chordata, Mammalia, Primates, Galagidae. The record is from RefSeq and is a predicted model, not a curated record. Gene Ontology annotation, cellular component: cytoplasm. The coding region runs from base 1 to 9279 and encodes 3092 amino acids. The transcript is spliced from 18 exons. Gene Ontology annotation, molecular function: pyrophosphatase activity. Gene Ontology annotation, biological process: apoptotic process.